Molecule: messenger RNA, 1356 nt
Organism: Pieris macdunnoughi
Lineage: Eukaryota; Metazoa; Arthropoda; Insecta; Lepidoptera; Pieridae
Source: the annotation of a GenBank genome assembly
AUGAGUACGGAAGAGACUCUGUUGAAUCUCGACUUCGACAAACCAAGCACAGUUAUUACGCCGCCCGAUGACGGCGUGGUUUCUCUCUCGAGUAGUGCUGAAGACAUUUGCUUAGUCCCUGAGAUUGAAUUUGAGGGCACCGUGGAUUCUCCGGGUGUCAACCGUGAGUCGCAACCGCUUCUUGGCGGUCGCGGCGACAUAGAAGUAUCAUUCAACCAUUUUCCAGAUGACCCUCAAUUUAGCGAAUUAGUAUGGCAAGCCGAGGUAGCCAUCGACAAUGGAAUAUUCCCAGAGAGGAUAUAUCAAGGUUCCAGCGGGUCGUACUUUGUCAAAAAUCCUGGAGGAAAAAUAAUCGGCGUUUUCAAACCGAAAGAUGAAGAGCCAUAUGGAAGACUGAAUCCCAAAUGGACCAAAUGGAUGCACAAGUUAUGCUGUCCGUGCUGUUUUGGGAGGUCAUGCCUUAUCCCCAAUCAAGGGUACCUUUCAGAGGCUGGGGCAAGCCUUGUGGAUUCCAAGAUCGGUCUCAAGAUCGUGCCUAAGACUAGGAUGGUGAAAUUAGUAUCAGAAACCUUCAAUUAUCUGCGAAUCGACCGCGAGAGAUCGCGACUGAAGCGUGCUAUCACAGAGCAGUUCCCUAAUCUACGAUUUAAUAGAAUGGGUCUUCCCCCAAAGGUGGGGUCAUUCCAGUUAUUCGUAGAAGGAUUUAAGGAUGCGGACUAUUGGCUGCGACGGUUUGAGCAGGACCCACCGCAAGAACAUGUUAUGAAGAAAUUUCAGUUACAAUUCGAGCGUCUUGUCGUACUGGAUUACAUAAUUCGUAACACGGAUCGCGGGAAUGACAAUUGGUUGAUCAAAUAUAUGGCGCCAUCUAACCGGAGUGAGCAGGAUAUGACGGAGCCUUCUGAAUGGAGUGGGGGUGGCAUAGACGUCCGUAUAGCGGCCAUAGACAACGGACUAGCAUUUCCAUUCAAGCACCCGGACUCGUGGCGGGCCUAUCCCUAUCACUGGGCGUGGCUGCCGCAGGCCAAGAGGCCUUUUAGUACUGAGACCAAAGAGUUGGUGUUGCCAUUGCUGUCUGACAUGAACUUCGUUCAGGAACUUUGUGAUGAAUUAAAUAUACUUUUCAAGCAAGACAAAGGCUUCGACAAGCGUCUCUUCGAACGGCAGAUGUCAGUGAUGCGAGGUCAAGUACUGAACUUGACUCAGGCCUUGAAAGACAACAAGAGUCCCGUACAACUCGUACAGAUGCCGGCCGUCAUUGUUGAGAGAUCUAAAAGUGGCACGACCCAAUCUCGUUUCUUCGACUCGUUCCAACAACGCUUCCAGCAAAAAUCACCAUUCUUCUCUUGGUGGUGA